Messenger RNA from Coregonus sp. 'balchen', 15717 nucleotides. The record is from the annotation of a GenBank genome assembly. NCBI's taxonomy places the organism in Eukaryota, Metazoa, Chordata, Actinopteri, Salmoniformes, Salmonidae.
GGUGCCUGGAGACUGUAUUGGCCGGAGGCCCAGGGAGCCCUCCAGCCAGGGCAGCAGGACGCUGUGAGAGAGACGACUGGGACACCCCCUGCUCUCCUCAGGCCUUGACAGAGACAGUCUGCCACCACCACCCCCUCCACCGCUGUCACCAUGGCCAGAGAGCAGCCCAACGUAGGGGACCUCCUCCCUCUCCUGGAGUCAUCUGACAUCCGCCAACUGGAGGAGAUCAAAGGCCUUAUCAAUGAGCACCUCAGCACUGGUGAGAACUCUGCUUUUUAAUAGGGUGUUUUUGGACUCAGUCACUCAGUCUUUUGGACUUGGUCAGUCGUCCUUUAACCUGUACUCUGAUGAUUGUAAUAGAGGGCUCUGGCAAAUUCUAUUAUGCAGCCAUAUUGUGGGCCAUAAUGUGGAUGUUGGAACUACGUUCAUUCUCCCCUCCUCUCUGUGCAGAGCGAGGGUCCAUGCUGCUGAAUGGACUGGUGGACUACUUCCUGGAGACUAACUCGGCCCAGGCCAUGCAUAUCCUCUCGUCAGUCAGAGAGCCACAUGAUAAGGUGAGAGCUGCCUUACCCCACCAUCACCUUUAUCUGAAGAGAGUAAUGUACCCCCAUUUUUCAUCCAUUGUUAAUUAAAUAACUUUAACUCUCUUAAUUGAUCAAAUCAAAUCAUAAAACAUGUAUUAAGUAACAAUGAAUAGUAUGAGUGUCUUAAAGCCCAAUGUUGUUUCUAAUUUGCCCACCACAGCACCUGUUGGACAAGAUGAACGAGUGUAUGACCAAGCAGGCCUGCCGGCUGUCCACCCUCACUCUGCUUGGCCACGUGGUUCGCAAGCAGCCGUCCUGGAUCCACAAGAUCGCCCGCUACCCGCUGCUGCUCUCGCUGCUCAAAUGCCUCAAGGUAUUAAAAAUAAAAAUACUGAAAAUAUGUUUUAUUGUAGGUAGGAGGGAAAGAUGGGCCAAUAGCCACAGAGGUCUCCUUUAAUAUAUGUUUUUGGUUCUAGGAAUACAUGGAAGCACAGGCUUAUUAUAUCAAGUGUCCUGGACCUCUUUAAUUUGUAUCCUCAGGUUAACUGUUUCUCUUUCCUUGGUGUACAGACGGAUUCAGACGUUGUGGUCCUCAUAACUGGAGUCCUGGUGUUGAUCACUCUGCUACCUAUGAUCCCCCAGGCUGGCAAACAACACCUGUAUGAGUUCUUUGACAUCUUUGGCCGCCUGGCUUCCUGGAACCUGAAGAACCCAGGUAAUCAUUGAGAAAAAAGACUGGCUACCACAGCAUGAGUUUAAAUGUAUUUGGCUAAGGUGUAUGUAAACUUCCGACUUCAACUGUAGCUUAAUACUGCCCCUGGCAGUAUUAAGCUACAGUUGAAGUCGGAAGUUUACAUACACCUUAGCCAAAUACAUUUAAACUCAAUAGUGAAGACAUCAAAACUAUGAAAUAACACAUAUGGAAUCAUGUAGUAACCAAAAACGUGUUAAACAAAUCCAAAUAUAUUUUAGAUUCUUCAAAGUAGCCACCCUUUGCCUUUAUGACAGCUUUGCACACUCUUGGCAUUCUCUCAACCAGCUUUGCCAACAGUCUUGAUGGAGUUCCCACAUAUGCUGAGCACUUGUUGGCUGCUAUUUCUUCACUCUGCGGUCCAACUUAUCCCAAACCAUCUCAAUUGGGUUGAGUUCGGGUGAUUGUGGAGGCCAAGUCAUCUGAUGCAGCACUCCAUCACUCUCCUUCUUGGUCAAAUAGCCCUUACACAGCAUGGAGGUGUGUUGGGUCAUUGUCCUGUUGAAAAAUAAAUGAUAGUCCCACUAAGCGCAAACCAGAUGGGAUGGCGUAUCGCUGCAGAAUGCUGUGGUAGCCAUGCUGGUUAAGUGUGCCUUGAAUUCUAAAUAAAUCACAGACGGUGUCACCAGCAAAGCACCCCCACACAAUCACACCUCCUCCUCCAUGCUUCAUGGUGGGAACCACACGUGCAGAGAUCAUCAGCGUCUCACAAAGACACAGCGUUUGGAACCAAACAUCUCAAAUUUGGACUCAUCAGACCAAAGGACAGAUUUCCACGGUCUAAUGUCCAUUGCUCGUGUUUCUUGGCCCAAGCAAGUCUCUUCUUCUUAUUGGUGUCCUUUAGUAGUGUUUUCUUUGCAGCAAUUCGACCAUGAAGGCCUGAUUUCACUCAGUCUCCCCUGAACAGUUGAUGUUGAGAUGUGUCUGUUACUUGAACUCUGUGAAGCAUUUAUUUGGGCUGCAUUUUCUGAGGCUGGUAACUCUAAUGAAAUUAUCCUCUGCAGCAGAGGUAACUCUGGGUCUUGCUUUCCUGUGGCGGUCCUCAUGAGAGCCAGUUUCAUCAUAGCGCUUGAUGUUUUUUGCGACUGCACUUGAAGAAACCUUCAAAGUUCUUGAAAUGUUCCGUAUUGACUGACCUUCAUGUCUUCAAGUAAUGAUGGACUGUCGUUUCUCUUUGCUUAUUUGAGCUGUUCUUGCAAUAAUAUGGACUUGGUAUUUUACCAAAUAGGGCUAUCUUCUGUAUACCAACCCUACCUUGUCACAACGCAACUGAUUUGCUCAAACGCAUUAAGAAGGAAAGAAAUUCCACAAAUUAACUUUUAACAAGGCACACCUGUUAAUUGAAAUGCAUUCAAGGUGACUACCUCAUGAAGCUGGUUGAGAGAAUGCCAAGAGUGUGCAAAGCUGUCAUGAAGGCAAAGGGUGGCUAUUUGAGGAAUCUCAAAUAUAAAAUAUAUUUUGAUUUGUUUAACACUUUUCUGGUUACUACAUGAUUCCAUAUGUGUUAUUUCAUAGUUUUGAUGUCUUCACUGUUAUUCUACAAUGUAGAAAAUAGUAAAAAUAAAGAAAACCCCUGAAAUUAGUAGUUGUGUCCAGACUUUUGACUGGUACUGUACAUGUUUGUGAGAGUCACCUUUACUCAGAGGGGUCAUAUUAGUCUGCCCAAACUGUUCGGAAGGUACAGACAGAAGUUGGCGGAUCGACUGUACCGACUUCAGACGAGUCCCAAGACGUGAGAGUCUCAUAUUUCCAUAAAGGGGUAUAAUAGUUUGUAGGGCAAACCGUUCGGAGGCUACAGACGAUUUUGUGAGAAGACCGAUUUUCGGGAUGUCUCAUGGUCUGACAAACACUGUUCUAGCUCUGUCACCUUUCCCCGCAGAUGCGGACGUGUAACUUUGGCGGAUGCUUAAACCGAGGGCUUUUUAUGUGGAUUUUUGUACUAUACUAAUUAGAUUUCCGCGGGGGUGCGGACAUUGACCUAAGGGGAAUAUUUGAAAUGGUAGAGAGCUAGGCGUGGUUUUAGAUGGACUAUUUUUGUUCAUGUUGCUGCCCCUGACCUGACAUGUUCUCUCCUUCUGUUCCUCUUGCCUACCCCAGGCCACGUCUCCGAGGUGUACCUCAUCCACCUGCACGCCAGCGUCUACUCGCUCUUCCACCGCCUCUACGGCAUGUACCCCUGCAACUUUGUGUCCUACCUACGCUCCCACUACAGCAUGAAGGAGAACGUGGACACCUUUGAGGAAGUGGUGAAGGUGAGAGACCAUCGCUGUUUCAUGUGAUCAAUCUUCAAUUUAUUCUGUUGAGUUAUCUUCAUGAAGACAUUCUACCCAUAGAAAUAUAAUAAGAAUAUGUGUAUCUAAAUGGUUCCAUAAUUUUAUUUUUUGUUCUUUCCCAUUUUUUUUGCAGCCAAUGCUAGAACACGUCCGUAUACACCCGGAACUAGUUACUGGAACUAAGGACCAUGAGCUUGAUCCCACCAGGUCAGUCAAUCACAGAUCUCAAGCUUCACUCUCUUGUUUAUAUACCAUUUUCUGUCAACCAAGUCAAGAGCUUAUCUGCUGUAUGAACAAAUGAGAAAUUAUUAUUACAUCGUUUUCUCAGUGGGAUUGACCAUUCUGUUCCCCUGCAGGUGGAAGAGGUUUGAGAUCCAUGACAUCGUCAUAGAAUGUGCAAAAGUGUCUCUGGACCCCAAGGAAGCAUCAUGUGAGGAGGGCUAUGCCACCAUGCCCGAAAACCUCUACCCCCAGAUGCAGCUUUGCCCAAAAGACUCAGCCUCUAGCCCCUUCACAGACUUCCACAGCAGCUUCGGUGAGAGCACCCCCCCCCCCCACACACACACACACACACACACACACACCUCUCACCUCUCAUUGGUGGAUAGGAAUAACAUAACAGUUUGAUUGGUGUUCUCACUGAGUAUUGUUCAUGUUCAAAAUUUGUUUACAUUUUUUUCACUCAGUCGUUUGAAUUCUAACUAUCAAUCAUCUGAAAUAAUUUGUUUCUAACGUUGUUUGGCUGCCAGAAGCCUUGGUUGGUUUGUGAUGAGGUCAUAAUGGUGUUGUUGAUAAGUGGAGAAUGAAUGGAGAUUUAUUUAACACAUCGAUAUGAGUGAGUCAGACUGUUCCUCCUUCUCCUCUUCUCCCCACAGGAAGCUCCUCUUUGACCCCCUUCUCUACCCCCCGCCAGCCCCUGCCACCACCCCUGUCCCUGCCCCCUCUGUCAGGGACCCAGUCCUCCUAUCGAAGCCCCCAGACCUCCAGACGUCAGGUAACACCCCAACACAGACACACAGCAUUUCUGUUGCACAACAUUUCGGUGCACUGACCCAUAGUAAAUGUGUCCAGAUUAGUUCCUAGAUAGAAAGUGUUUGUUGGAGGCCAGUGUCAGCCGGAGUUGGCAGCCGCUGAUAUCUGCUGCUGCUUCUUCUCUAUGCAUUUCUUGUUGUUUUGCAGAGGGUGUUUACACUUGAUAUAUUGGCUGUGUCAGAUGUUCUUAGUCAAUCGCUUGUCCCUGAACCCACUGGCCCCCCCUUUCUCCCCUGCGGGCCUAUGAAUCGCCCCCUUGUUUUUGGAGAGGAGGGAGGGAGUGCUUUAGAGAGGGAGAGCUGAGGGAGGAGAGGCUUUGAGUCAUCAGAGUGGGCAAGACUGGCGGGCGGUGGUGUCAGGCUUUAGAAAGUAGAAAACAUGCCCUCACGCCCCCGUCCUGCCAUCCCACUAUGGUCUGUCACAUGGGCUGGUUGCCCUGGCGAUGCUGUCUGUCCCUCUCUAUUUGUGAGCGGCCUACGCAGGGGGUCCUGGUGUUGUUCAGCCCUCUGGGUCUGUCUGUCUGGCUGAGGAUUUGUCUGUAGGAAACUUAAAUCCUGAAAAGAAACACUGUAGCCUAAUUUUCAGAUACAAUUUAUAGUAUACCAAAUCAUUAUCAACCAUUUUAGUAUAAUUAUGUGUGGAAUUAAUACUUAAGGCCCUGUGCAGUCAAAAACACGAUUUUCCUGUGUUUCAUAUAUUUCCACACUAUGGUUGGAAUAAUACUGCGAAAUUGUAAAAAUGAUGAUAAUGCCCUUUUAGUGUAUAAACUGUUUGAAAAGACAUCACCAGGCGGUAAGUUAGUUAAUAAACCAAUAAAAGAGUUUCAAACCGCUCUGCCAAUAACAACUAGUUUUCAGUUUACCCCUCCCCACUCAGACCACUCUGACAAUCUUGCUUGAGAAAAUGCUCUUUGCUAAGAAGCCAUUUUUGCUUAUUUUUGACAAUUUUAAUUGAAAACAAUCACAGUAAGGUACUUACAGUGCCUUCGGAAAGUAUUCAGACCCCUUGAUUUUUUUCCACAUUUUGUUACGGUACAGCUUUAUUCUAAAAUUGAUUAAAUUGUUUUCUCCCCUCAUCAAUCUACACACAAUUACCCAAUAAUGACAAAUAAAAAACAGGUUUUUAGAAAUUGUUGCUAAUUUUAUUAAAAAGAGAGAACUGAAAUUACAUGUACAUAAGUAUUCAGACCCUUUACUCAGUACUUUGUUGAAGCACCUUUGGCAGCGAUUACAGCAUCGAGUCUUCUUAGGUAUGACACUACAAGCUUGGCACACCUGUAUUUGGUGGUUUCUCCCAUUAUUUUCUGCAGAUCCUCUCAAGCUCUGUCAGGUUGGAUGGGGAGCGUUGCUGCACAGCUAUUUUCAGGUUUCUCCAGAGAUGUUCGAUCGGGUUCAAGAGAGUUGUCCCAAAGCCACUCCUGCGUUGUCUUGGCUGUGUGCUUAGGGUCGUUGUCCUGUUGGAAGGUGAACCUUCUCUGCAGUCUGAGGUCCUAAGCGCUCUGGAGCAGGUUUUCAUCAAGGAUCUCGCUGUUCUUUGCUCCGUUCAUCUUUGCCUCGAUCCUGAUCAGUCUCCCAGUCCCUUGCUCCGUUCAUCUUUGCCUCGAUCCUGAUCAGUCUCCCAGUCCCUGCCGCUGAAAAACAUCCCCACAGCAUGAUGCUGCUACCACCAUGCUUCACCGUAGGGAUGGUGCCAGGUUUCCUCCAGAAGUGAUGCUUGGCAUUCAGGCCAAAGAGUUCAAUGUUGGUUUCAUUAGACCAGAGAAUCUUGUUUCUCAUGGGCUGAGUGUCUUUAGGUGCCUUUUGGCAAACUCCAAAGGGCUGUUAUGUGCCUUUUACUGAGGAGUGGCUUCCAUCUGGCCACUCUACCAUAAAGGCCUGAUUGGUGGAGUGCUGCAGAGAUGGUUGUCCUUCUGGAAGGUCCUCCCAUCUUCAUAGAGGAACUCUGGAGCUCUGUCAGAGUGACCAUCGGGUUCUUGGUCACCUCCCUGACAAAGGCCCUUCUUCCCCUAUUGAUUUUGCUCUGACAUGCACUGUCAACUGUGGGACCUAAUAUAGACAGGUGUGUGCCUUUCCAAAUAAUGUCCAAUCAAUUGAAUUUACCACAGGUGGACUCCAAUCAAGUUGUAGAAACAUCUCAAGGAUGAUCAAUGGAAACAGGAUGCACCUGAGCUUAAUUUCGAGUCUCAUAGGAAAGGGUCUGAAUACUUAUGUAAAUAAGGCAUUUCUUCUCAUUAUUAUUUUUAUUUUUUUGCAAUCAUUUCUGAAAACCUGUUUUCGCUUUGUCAUUAUUGGGUAUUGCUGAGCAUUGUAAAAAAAAAAAAUCAAUUUUAGAAUAAGGCUGUAACGUAACAAUGUGGCAAAAUGUCAAGGGGUCUGAAUACUUUCCGAAGGCACUGUAAUUGUUACCCAGAAAUGAUUUGAUAUUGGGAUAAAAAUGGCUGCAUUGGACCUUUUUAACUGGUAACAUUGUGAAUGUCUUCCUUCAGAACUAUAGCUGUGAACUCAACUCCAGCUGUGGGGGAAAAGAACUGUGGAGCCCUACCUCCUUGUGUGGUAUGGCCACACCCCCUUCCUCCAGGGGCAUGUCACCCAACCCAGAGCUCUCCCAUAGUGCCUCUUACCUCUCAGGCCACCGCGUCCACAGCACAUCAGGUGAAAAUUGAUAAUUCAUCUAUACAACAUAUGUGUUUGUGUGAUUUGAUCUAUACUGAACAAAAAUAUAAGCGCAACAUGCAAUAAUUUAAACGAUUUUACUGAGUUACAGUACAUAUAAGGAAACCAGUCAAUUGAAAAAUGAAUUAGGCCCUAAUCUAUGGAUUUUUGACUGGGCAGGGGCACAGCCAUGGGUGGGCCUGGGAGGGAAUAGGCCCACCCACUGGGGAGCCAGGCCCAGCCAAUCAAAAUAAGUUUCCCCCCACAAAAUGACUUUAUUACGGUCAGAAAUACUCCUCAGUUUCAUCAGCUGUCCGGGUGACUGGUCUCAGACAAUCCCGCAGCUGAAGAAGCCAGAUGUGGAGGUCCUGGGCUGGCAUGGUUACACGUGGUCUGAGGUUGUGAGGCCGGUUGGACGUACUGCCAAAUUCUCUAAAACGACGUUGGAGACAGCUUAUGGUAGAGAAAUGGACAUUCAAUUCUCUGGCAACAGCUCUGGUGGACAUUCCUGCAGUCAGGAUGCCAAUUGCACGCUCCCUCAAAACUUGAGACAUCUGUGGCAUUGUGUAGUGUGACAAAACUGCACAUUUUAGAGUAGCCUUUUGUCCCCAGCACAACGUGCACCUGUGUAAUGAUCAUGCUGUUUAAUCAGCUUCUUGAUAUGCCACACCUGUCAGGUGGAUGGAUUAUCUUGGCAAAGGAGAAAUGCUAACUAACAAGGAUGUAAACAAAUUUGUGCACAACAUUUGAGAGAAAUAAGCUUUUUGUGCAUAUGGAACAUUUCUGGGAUCUUUUAUUUUAGCUCAUGAAACAUGGGACCAACACUUUACAUAUUGCGUUUAUAUUUUUGUUCAAUAUAGAUUUGAUAAACAAUAUUGACUUGUAUUAUAUAACCAACAUGCUUUUAGAAACCUUUAAAAUAUGUGAAGAAGGAUUUGUCUUUCUUCAACAUCAGAUUGUCAAUUUAUCUGUUUACAGUAUCCUUACAUAGCUUCAUGUGUGUCUGCAUCAUAGAAAUAGAAUGGUGUUGGAAAGCCAUUGUCUUUACACUAUACCACUCAUUGGGGGUUUUGUGGUGUAGAAGUGUGUGUCCCGCACUACCUGCGGAUGUGGCUUCGGAAAGUCAGAUUUGAAACCAGAUCUUUACACUGUAAAACUAUGGCUGCGUUUACACAGGCAGCCCAAUUUUGAUCUUUUUUUAACUUAUUGGUCUUUUGACAAAUCAGAUAAGCUCUUUUGCCAAUAAUUGGGCAUAAAAGUCAGAAUUGGACUGCCUGUGUAGCAUAUGUGUCGUGGAACCAGUUUCUCUAUGAAACCGGUUUCAAACUGACGUAGUGCAAAAAGGCCUAUUACAAUAUAUUAUUUGUUUUAAUAUGGAAUUGAUAAACGAUAUUGAUUCAUAUGAUAUAACAAUCAUGCUUUAGCAACUGAUCCCAACAUUUAUUGGUCAGGUUUUGUCAUGUGAUUAAUCCUACAUGACAUUUCCGUUGGUAUUUGUUCCUAAUUACUGUCUUCUGUAAGCAGGCGGGAAAGGAACACCUGCCUCAAGUACUCCUGCCACCACCUCCCCGCCCCCCACCCUCUCUGAUGAGUUCCCCACCAUCCCUCUGACCUCCAACACCACCAGUCCAUCCCGGAAGGUAGAGUAUGACAUCCAUGCCCACGAUGGGCUUUACUGGCCUUUGUAGUGUAGUAAGUAGAGACCUUGGGACUUCCUGGUUAAAUAAAGGUUUAAUAAAAAUUACAAUAAAAACUGUUCACUUUCAGCAUGGCCGCCCUGUAGAAGCAUCCAAACCCAGCCUGGUGAGGCAAGAACCAAUCAGAGAUCCUGAGAAAGGUGGAGAGUUCAUCAUCAACAACAACAGAGGUCAGUCAUCAUAAAAAAUGUGGAGUUGGAUAUUACAUUUGUAUGCUUUUUACCAAGUCCUUGGUUCUUAACCCUUGUCGAUCCAUGUUCUCUGGUGGAAGAUUGUUUUUAUGUAAAACUGUAUGUUUAUUGGCUGUCUUCUGUUUACUAGAUGCAAGUGGUGGUGAGACCGUUUCCAUGACACUGACAGAACUUUCAGUCUUUAUGAAGGAGCAGGAGCUGGAGCUUCAGCUGAGGACAGAGAGGGAAGAGGGUGAGGACACUGACUGAGAAUAGGAGUGUGCUGGUCUAAAUGAGGCUGACAUAACAUUUUCAUUUGAAUGAGAGUGAACCAUAUACAUUUCAUAGCAAUAGUCUUAAUGCACCAAUGACUGAAACGCCUGUUCCACUACAAGCCUCCUCAUGUCCCCUGUUUUACCUCCCCAAAAACUCACCAGCUGCUAUCACAGAGGAGCUCCUGGAGAUCACGGAGGACAAGCGGGACUUGGCCGCCCUGAGGGGCUUUGACUCCCCGUUCUACCGCACCACCGAGACCCUGACAGGUACCCAGGAGAAGCCCCUGCCCAACCCCCCAAUGGGCGGCCCCACGCUGCCCCGGGACCCCCACCAUGCUGUGUCCACCCUAGACAAGGCACUGGAGAAUGCCCAGGGGGCUAAUGGUGGUGGGGACAAUAGUAGGGGCUUGGCCCUGGAGCAGUCCUGGUCUUUCCAACCCAUGUGUCCCUUCAGCCCCAUCGAACACCCCCUCCACCAGAGUCCCUCUGCCCCAGAGGACGAGGUGGCCAAGUUCGGUGGCCUGUUCUCCCCCAGCCCCUCCAUGAAGAACCCCUCCCUGCCCUACGAGGCCCUGUUUGACCUGGCUCUGCCCCGGGCCGCAUCCCUCUUCGUGGGGAGGAGGACGUCGGAGGCCCUGGGCAGGGCUGCCCUGGAGAGGCUGUGCCAGCGGCAGGAGGGGCUGGAGGACAGGGAGGAGGAGGGCGAGGGGAUGGUGUCGGCUUCCCCCCUGGAGGUGCUGGAUCGUCUCGUUCAGCAGGGAAGCGACGCCCACGACAAGGUGCUCAACAGGUGAGGGGCCCAGCUUUUAAUAUUUGUGUCAGAUCACAGCUGUCUGACCAGCUUUAUGCUUAUCAGUCUCCAUCAAAACCAUCUGAAUAUGGGUCGUCUUAGUACCUAGUCCAAUAACAUGGGUGUCUGUGUGCUGUAUGUGUUGAAAGCAAGGGAAAGCCAGAGUGUAUGUGAUGUGACGCUCACUGUGUAUAACUGGGCUUGGUCCUUUCCAGUCCACUGGCCUGGCCCACGGGUAAAGCUCAGUGAGAACAACUACAGGCAUUGUCUGACACCCCCCAAACACACACACACACACACACACACACACACACACACUGUCCUCGCUCCUAAGCCAAUAAUACAACAGCAGAAGAGACCGUGUCAGCAGAGUUGGAGCUCUGCACAGAACAAUCUGGCUCUGCUCAUUUCAUCCCCCACCGCCCCCACCUCUUUAGUAUCUUCCCCAAAGCUGAAUAGCAGGCCAUGCCCUGCUUGAGGGAUGUAAUUGACAGGGACAGAGGCCCCGUACACAGAAAGGUGUGUCUCCAAGCCCAGAUGGGUCGAGAAGACUGGGAUCUACCGUUCAGAUCUUUCUAUGGGGGUGACGGAGUCUGAUGUACUGUCCCAAUGCUGACUCUGUUGAACUGACACUGUUUUUAAACAGUCAUGACUCUCUCUCUCUCUUACAGAUUACCUUUGCCAAGCAAGUCAGCUGACUGGACACAUUUUGGAGGUAUACAACCACCACCAGAGCACAGCAGCAACACUGUACUUUCAGCUAGUGCAACACAGCUUUCAGGACAUGUAGGCCUCAUGAUGUGUUUACCCUACAAUGACUACAAUGUAGUUUUCCUACAUCAGGCAGAAACGGAGGCUAUUUGACAAUGUUCUCCCACUCAUAAGUGCCUUUUGGAGGUAGAAUAGUAAUAAAAGUUACAGAUCAGUUGAGCUGAUCCUAGCUGCUAUGUGAGAUCCUCCCUGGGUGCGAACAAGGGGCUCUGUCUUAACCAUCUCCAGCUGCUGAUCACUGUAUAACAGCCUUUUGUCUGGGCCAAACCUCCCUCUCAGCCUGCCAAGUUAGAGCAUUGGAAUUGAAUAAGCUUAUAUAAGUCAUGUAUUUUUGAUUGUGUGUGAAACCAACUCCACAAAGAGCUUGUGGUUAACUUAUGUAAGCUCCCUCAUGACUCUGAGAGGCCUCGGUGUAAAGUUCUCAUAGAUUUUAUCUGCCAGUUUUAUUUUAUCUACACCUACUCAGUUCCCUUUUUUCUGUGUUAGUGUGACUACAUGCAAUGAACUAGUCAUACCACCUUCAUGCAUAACUAAAGGAUUAUGAAUAAUCAAUUUUCAAGAUAUUACUUAAAGUAGGUGUUAUGUACUGUGUAUGUGGGCCUGAUGAAAUUAGAGCUAAUGAACCAUAGAAACAAAGCUAUAUCUAUGUAAUGAACAGUACAAUUGUUUGAGCACAGAAUAGCAUUAGGAGAGGGGCAGAAAUAAAAUCAAUCCAUCAUAAAACUUCACAUCUACCCAGUGAAAUAAACCACAACUUCUACAGUGUGGAGUUAACAGUUAAUUCCCACAAACAAUGUGCUGGAAGUUCCUUGUUGUCAUCGCAUGAGAGGAACCAAAUUAAUUCAGUCUUAUCCUGAUAAUUAUAAUUCUACGACGGGCAUCAUUUUCCUGGUUGUUGUUAACCUGCUGUGUGCCUGUCCUCCCUCCCCAGGCUCGGCUCCGGUGGACGAGCUGCACGCGUUGCGUAGCCAGCUGCUCCUGCUGCACAGCCAGCUGCUGUACGAACGCUACAAGAGAGAGCAGCAUGCCGUCCGCAACCGACGCCUACUGCGACGCAUCAUCAAUGCCACCGCGCUGGAGGAGCAGAACAACGCCAUGGUAAUAAAUGCACCAGCUCCUCCCCUCCCGGAUUUGUCCAGUAGCUUCUCAGAACUAGUGCGAAUUGUUUGGGAGGUAGUGGUGUUGGAAUCGUGACUGUCUUAAGACGGUUAUCUUUAAAAGUAUCACGAAGAAGUAGAUGUUUUGUUGAUAAGUAUCACAAAACAGGAGCCUGCUCUUGAUCCAUUUCACUCACCGACUUUGUUGCGUGUAGUGGCUCAGUAGAGUAGGUUUUCCUUUGUUGCAUAUGGUGAAAAACAAGUUUCACAAAUGAUAUGUUUCAUUAAAUCAUAUGUCAUUGUAGAUUUCUUCAGAAACAGUGAGCGGUCUGUCAUCCUCUCUCCCUGUGUCCGCCUGCAGAAGGACCAGUUGAACCUGCAGAGUGUGGACAUCGUGUCUCUGAAGGAGAGUCUGCAGGUGGAGCAGCAGCGGUGCAGACAGCUGUGGGACGACAGAGAGACUGUGGUCACAAGACUACACAGCCAGGUCCGCCAGCUACAACAGGGCCGGGACGACUACUACACCAAGAACCAGGAACUGCAGGUAGACACAUGACCACAUUUACACAGAUUGCGCACAUAUGCGCUCACACACACACACACACACAGAAUAAUGUAUAUCAAAUCUUCCAUACUCUGUAUUGUACCCUCUCUGAUGUUCCUCUCCAGAGUCAGUUGAAUGAGUAUCAGAAGAAGAUGAAUGAGCUGGAGGCAGAUCUGCAGAGGUCCAACAACAAGGUGUGCCACACGGGGCACCUACUCAACCAGAUGACCACCAAGGUGAGGCACCUCAUCUAGAUCUACUUGCUCUCCUGCUGUAAAAUCAAUCAACAUGGAUGCUCUGCUUGCCACUUGUAGUAAAUCAGACGCUGUAUGUGGAAAGAUAAAAGGACUAAGAACAUAGUGUAUCCAUAAAUAAACCAAACAGAGGGCUUUGUGGGGUUGGUCUCCAUUCUGAUUGGUUGUCCCGUGUGUCCUUCAGCUGAGCACCAGUGAGCGCACCCAGCAGCAGAUGAGCUUCCUGAACAAGCAGCUGCUGCUCCUGGGGGAGGCCCACAAGCUGGCUGUACAGCGGCAGAAGCACACAGGCUCAGACAACGCCAUGGUAAGGGACCAAGGGCCAUUGAGAACAAAAUAAGAGGAACUGAGGGGGAAAAGAGGAACAGAAUCAGUACUACUGUAUGGGUAAAAGCUGAAUCAAUUAAAAGACCUGUCUUCCAUAUUGUGUUCCAUUGCAUUGUGGUAAAAGUUGUCAGGGGCGUAUGUAUUUGGAGAGGAACAACAACCUAUAGAUCCCCACAAUUUAUGUGUCAUAAUACCCAUAAAACCUAGCAGUCAAACAGGGAAAUAGUUCCAAUCGUUUUUCCACCAUUCAUUUUUCCCAUAGGGGAUUUUUGAUAACCGUGUAAAUCUCUCUCGGACAAGGUGACUUUUAUAUAUAUUCGGCUCUAUUUACUCUCAGGUUCGAAAAUGCUAAUUAGCAGCAAGGUAGACCUCAUGCAAGACUACAAAUCCCUGCAAGCUCCUGCUCGUCAUCUCUAGCUGACACCUUUGCUAACAGGUAUUGUGUCAUUUUAAAACUUGCCCAAGAGAGUUCACAGAAUUGUCAAUUUUAUAGAAAUGUUGCCAAUUUAUUCAUUACUACGUUUAGGUAACAUUAGAUAGUUAAUCGAGAGAUUCUUACCGAUUUGGCAGUCUCGUCCAGAUCAUCAUGGCAUUUGUAGUUCUGUGUGAUAGCCACAUUAGCAGAUAAUUAGCAUUUAAUUUUGGGGGGGUAAAUGCAGACAAAUAUAUUGACAAAAGUCACCUUGUCCGAGAGCAAUUUGCACGGUUAUCAAAACGUCACACCAGGGUAAGCCUACAUGAAACACAGCCCUGAAUUUAAGUGUUUCUAAAAUCCCCUAUGGGAAAAUGUUUAUGGUGGAAUUUCUUUUUAGUCAUUUAGCAGACGCUCUUAUCCAGAGCGACUUACAGGAGCAAUUAGGGUUAAGUGCCUUGCUCAAGGGCACAUCGACAGAUUUUUCACCUAGUCGGCUCAGGGAUUAGAACCAGCGACCUUUCGGUUACUGGCACAAUGCUCUUAACCACUAAGCUACCUGCCGCUCCAACAACGAUUGGAACCAUUUCCCUGUUUGACCGCUAGGUUUUAUGAUUCAUACUGUGGUACUCUAUACAUACCAGACGAUACCUCUCAUGGAGGCCACUGGCCAAAUCCUGGCCAGACUAGUUUAACAGUCCCCAUGCCACCACCCUCUCUUUCUCCCUGUAGGAGGCCCAGAUGGUGCAGGCAUCCUGGGGGAAGGAGGUGGAGAGGCUGAGGCAGAGCCUGCUGCAGCAGGGCCAGAAGCUGGAGGCAGCGCAGCAGAGGGUGGGCGAGCUGGAGACACAGCUCACCAAGAAGGAACACCUCAUCGUGGAGCAGAAGAAGUUCCUGGAGGACGUCAAGGGCCGGGCUAAGUAUGAGCACUCCAGUUUUAGAGGUGUAAAAGGCCUCAAGGCUUAUUUACAAGCUCCCUUUGAGGUUCAUUGUAUUGUUGUUUUGGAUCAACGCAGUUGGUUUGUGGGUUUUUAUGCACAACUGUAUGUGUUAGCACAUCAGCUAGCUCUGUUUUUGUCUCUGUAAGUGUGCGAUAUGAACAUGUCCAUCUGUCUCUGUGCAGGGGCGAGCUGCAGGCGUCAGACAGCAGGUACCAGGCCCAGAGGAGAGUGACCCAGCUCCUGCAGACGGAGCUGCUGCAGCUCUACAGUAGACUGGAGAUGGAGGGUCAUGUCUGCUCUACCACAGCCUCAGCAGGGGGCAGCAGUACCGAUCCUGGCCCUCCUAUAGACUCUAGGUGAGAUGGCAGUCAAACUGUUAAAGUUCCAUUUGCUUAACUUUAUGGAAUGCACAUGUGGAAAGGUGUGUGUGUGUGUGUAUGUGCCAUUAGAAGCCAAAUGUAUAUUUGAAAGUAAUCCCCUUCCAUGUUUUCCUCCCCUGUCUCUAUGGUAAUGGCAGUAUCAUGGAGCCAGAUGGACCAGUCACAUCAGGGACCAAUGAGUGCUCAGAUGACGGCAGACCACCUCAGUCCCCACGACGCAACGGCAUCACUUUAUCUCCAGGGCAACCAAAGGCGAACAACCCCCCCAAGUCGCCCCCUGUCAACUCGGUCAACGGCACCCAGGAAGUCCCCAAGCCUCUCCUUGUGGAGCCUUCCCUCUCCUGUCCCCAUGCCCCCCCACUGCCCCCCGACGCCACCCCCCUCACUGUUGGCUCCUACCCCAGCGCCAAGAGCUUCCUGGGCAUGCGGGCGCGGGAGCUGUUCCGGAACAAGAGCGAGAGCCAGUGUGACGAGGAGCCGCCGCCCCCCCGCCUGGCCGGCCUUUCACAGUGCCUGAAGACUGAGCUGUGUGUGGAGCCCUCAUUUCCCCCACUGGGGAAUGCUCUGACAUGUCCUGUCUCUAACCCUGUCCUUAACCUUACCCUUGUCCCUACCCUUUCCCCUGCCCUUGCGUCUAUACUGGGUGCCCCUCUCACUGUGCCCGCCAAGGAGCACCCGCCUGAAACCAAGCAGAGAGCUACCAAGCAGGAGACUACCAGACGGAAGAUGGGAGGAGCAAGGGGAGGGGCGGCGGCCAGUUCAGCACGACCCAGACAGCAACCGCAACUAAGGAUCAUGGACUACAACGAAACGCAUCACAAGCACAGU